Messenger RNA from Lycium ferocissimum, 1698 nucleotides. RefSeq names its product sugar transport protein 13-like. NCBI's taxonomy places the organism in Eukaryota, Viridiplantae, Streptophyta, Magnoliopsida, Solanales, Solanaceae. Gene Ontology annotation, molecular function: monosaccharide transmembrane transporter activity. Gene Ontology annotation, biological process: monosaccharide transmembrane transport. The record is from RefSeq and is a predicted model, not a curated record. Gene Ontology annotation, cellular component: membrane. The transcript has 5 exons. Bases 120 to 1691 code for a protein of 523 amino acids.
CAUUAUUUCGAUCACACAAAAUAUCAACCAUCUCUCAUUACAAUUUUCUCAUAUAAACCAUCUUCUUCUUGAGUUACUUACAACUGCAUUAUUUUGAAGUCGAAAAACUUAGAUACACGAUGGCUGGUGGAGGAUUUUCAACCUCCGGUGGUGGAGGAACACAUUUUGAGGCUAAAAUUACACCUAUUGUUAUCAUCUCUUGUAUUAUGGCUGCUACUGGAGGUCUUAUGUUUGGUUAUGAUGUUGGAGUUUCUGGCGGCGUUACAUCAAUGGAUCCAUUUUUGAAAAAAUUCUUUCCAGUAGUUUACAAGAGAACAAAGGAUCCAGGGAUUAACAGUAAUUACUGCAAGUACGAUAAUCAAGGGCUGCAAUUAUUUACUUCAUCUUUGUAUCUGGCUGGUUUAACGUCAACGUUUUUUGCGUCUUACACGACAAGAAAGCUUGGUCGGAGAUUAACUAUGUUGAUCGCCGGUUGUUUUUUCAUUGUUGGAGUUGUACUAAAUGCUGCAGCUCAAGAUUUGGCUAUGCUUAUUAUUGGAAGGAUUCUUCUUGGUUGUGGGGUUGGUUUUGCUAAUCAGGCGGUUCCACUAUUCUUAUCAGAGAUAGCACCUACCAGAAUACGUGGAGGACUUAACAUUUUGUUUCAACUUAAUGUAACUAUUGGCAUUCUUUUCGCCGAACUCGUCAACUACGGAACAGAAAAAAUAAAAGGAGGAUGGGGAUGGAGAUUAUCAUUGGGAUUAGCAGGUUUCCCAGCAUUGCUAUUGACCUUGGGUGCACUAUUUGUGGUAGAAACACCAAACAGUUUGAUAGAAAGAGGUUAUUUAGAAGAAGGCAAAAAAGUACUUAGAAAAAUCCGAGGAACUGACAACAUUGAACCUGAAUUCUUGGAGCUUGUCGAGGCUAGCCGUAUUGCUAAAGAAGUCAAACACCCUUUCAGAAAUCUACUCAAAAGUAAAAAUAGACCUCAAUUGAUCAUCUCAGUUGCACUCCAGAUAUUCCAGCAAUUCACAGGAAUCAACGCCAUUAUGUUCUACGCACCCGUCUUAUUUUCAACACUAGGGUUCGGAAGCAGUGCAGCCCUAUACUCAGCCGUGAUCACCGGAGCGGUCAACGUUCUCUCCACCGUAGUCUCUGUCUACUCUGUAGACAAGCUCGGACGACGAUUCCUCCUCCUAGAAGCCGGGGUCCAAAUGUUAAUAUCUCAAAUAGUAAUUGCGAUAAUCCUAGGUAUCAAAGUAACGGACCAUUCAGACAACCUUAGCCACGGUUGGGGUAUCUUCGUAGUGAUCAUGAUCUGCACGUACGUGUCUGCAUUCGCGUGGUCAUGGGGCCCGCUAGGAUGGUUAAUUCCUAGUGAAACAUUCCCAUUGGAAACACGUUCGGCUGGACAAAGUAUUACUGUAUGUGUCAACUUGUUAUUUACGUUUGUUAUGGCACAAGCAUUUUUAUCUAUGCUUUGUCAUUUCAAGUACGGGAUAUUCUUGUUCUUUUCGGGGUGGAUUUUCGUGAUGUCGUUGUUUGUUUUCUUCUUGUUGCCCGAGACGAAGAAUGUUCCCAUUGAGGAGAUGACGGAGAAGGUAUGGAAGCAGCAUUGGCUGUGGAAGAGAUUUAUGGUGGAUGAUGAUGAUGAUGUUGACGUUGUUAAGAAGAAUGGACAUGCUAAUGGAUUUGAUAAUGUUGCCUUGUAAAAAAAUA